Hippoglossus stenolepis (Pacific halibut) is the source of this 5814-nucleotide messenger RNA. It is a transcript of the gene ints6, whose product is annotated as integrator complex subunit 6. Gene Ontology annotation, cellular component: integrator complex. Gene Ontology annotation, biological process: snRNA 3'-end processing. NCBI's taxonomy places the organism in Eukaryota, Metazoa, Chordata, Actinopteri, Pleuronectiformes, Pleuronectidae. Bases 1464 to 4112 code for a protein of 882 amino acids. The transcript has 18 exons. The record is from RefSeq and is a predicted model, not a curated record.
AGACAACUCUUGUCGAACAAGAGACAUCAUGGACCUUCCUGCUCUCUCUCCUAUCGCUGGCUGCAGGGUGGUUUCCUCUUAUUUUUUGCGGAAGUGAUGAUAUGUUCCAUGGAGCCAUAUUAUGUAAAUUCUAUUGCACAAUCGUGUUGUGCAGCCUGUUGUGAAUCAAAUGAAGACAAUCUCAAGUGUAAAGUAAAUGAUAGUAAAUAACUAUGUAUCUAACAUAAAUGCAGUUUAUAUUUGUGUAGAAAGCCACAAUAUGUCUGGCCCAUAAAUCUCACUUAUAACAUUUCUUUAUAAGGAUGUGACUCAUUGCAGUGAAGGGAAAGAAAGACAAAGUACAGCCAUCUUCGAGCUGCAGGGUGUGUGUGUGUUGUUGUUGUACUUCUGUGUGAGGACUAUUUAAAGCAUAGACCCUACAGAGUGAUCAGUCCUCACUUUUUCAAAGGGCUGUUUGUGGGGUAAAACUUAGGUUUUAGGGUUAGAAUUAGGUUAAGGGUUCGGUAUUGUGUUUGGGGCAAUAAGUGUCCUCACUAAGACAUAAGUGCAAACGUGAGUGUGUGUGCGCAUGUCAAUCCCUUGCAGCUAAACCUGUUUUCCCUCAGAUCAUUUCUCAGAAAGGUUUGUCUUUAUUUGGUCAACACAUUAAACCCAAAUGUGUGAGUGUUAGCCACUAGUUCCUGUGCACCCUGCUCACAUCCCUCGGUCUCUACUUCAAUGUUUCCCCUCCAUAUUGUCUGAUAUCUUAUCUCUCCAGUCUUCAGGGGUUGUCUCUCACACUGGCCCGUGCACAGGAUGAGGUGAACGUGUAACCAGCUGUGAGGAAGCACACAGGCCGGAUCCUUAACAACACGCACACAACAAACUGCAGUGUCGCUGUGAAGAAGCCUUAUACUGUUGUUUAUACACAAAAAUGCAUCAACGCGAUAUUUUCCUACGUCCCUGCCUCGGGGGCGAACGCGCAUGCGCACCACUCGCUCGGCGCUGGCCUUAUUUGGAUAUGGUAAUGAGUCGCCGCGCAGAGCCAAUGAGGGGCGGGUGAGCUGCAACGUGACGGCGAAGCACCGCUCGGGGGGCGGGUCGGGCGCGGGGCUCAGCUUAAAAGAGGCGGACGAGCCCCAACGCUCUCAGUGCAGGGAGAAGCAGCGAGUGCCUGUGAGGGGGGAACUUUGUUUCUAUGAAACUUAGGAAGAGCAGCAAAAUAUAGUAAAAACUACCAGAAUCCCUCGUGAACCAACCACCUGCCCCCAGGGUGUGAGGUUUUUAGUGCAGUUCGCCCGGAAAGGGCCGCGCCACUCACUAUUCUUACACUUUUUUGAAAGAAUGUGUGAGGCAGACAGUUAGCCGGCUAAGCUAGCUAGCUGAGACGUGAUACAGGCGGCAGGAGAACAAAAGGUUUUUUUUUUGCGUUGGGCCGGUUGUACUGACACCAAGUCCAUGCAGAACGUGUCAUUACCAUCACAAUGCCCGUUUUACUUUUUCUGAUAGACACGUCCGCUUCAAUGAACCAGCGCACCCAUCUGGGCACUACCUAUCUGGACAUAGCAAAAGGCGCAGUUGAGACUUUUAUGAAGCUCAGGGGCAGAGAUCCGGCGAGCCGAGGGGACCGGUACAUGUUGGUAAAUUUUGAAGACGUUCCCUUCGGGAUCAAGGCCGGAUGGAAGGAGAGCCACGCCACAUUCAUGACAGAGCUCCGCAACCUCCAAGCAACUGGACUCACAUCUAUUGGCCAGUCCUUGAGGACCGCUUUUGAUUUACUCAAUCUCAAUAGAUUAGUGACUGGGAUAGACAACUAUGGACAGGGAAGGAAUCCCUUUUUCCUCGAGCCCGCCAUCAUCAUCGCCAUCACCGACGGCAACAAGUUGACGAGUGGCGGCGGAGUCCAAGAUGAGCUCCAUCUGCCUCUGACCACCCCGCUACCAGGUAGUGAGUUGACCAAGGAGCCCUUCCGCUGGGACCAGCGUCUGUUCGCCCUGGUGCUGCGGAUUUCCGGCAACGCCUCAGUGGAGCCUGAACCCCUCGGAGGCGUCCCGCCUGACGAUUCCCCCAUCACUCCCAUGUGUGAGGUCACAGGAGGACGUUCUUACAGCGUGUUCUCUCAGCGGAUGUUGAAUCAGUGUCUGGAGUCUCUGGUGCAGAAGAUUCAGAGUGGAGUGGUGAUAAACUUUGAGAAGACUGGGCCUGACCCUCCUCCACUGGAGGAUGCUCCAGCUGAGGUGUUGAAAGGUGGUCUGCAGCCUUGGCAUUGCUGCCACAAGCUGAUCUACGUACGACCCAACCCUAAAACUGGCGUUCCCAUCGGCCACUGGCCCAUCCCAGAGGCCUUCUGGCCCGACCAGAACUCCCCCACGCUGCCCCCGCGCUCAGCCCACCCACACGUACGUUUCUCCUGCCUGGACUCUGAGCCCAUGGUGAUUGACAAGGUGCCCUUUGACAAGUACGAGCUGGAGCCUUCGCCUCUCACACAGUACAUUUUGGAGAGGAAGUCUCCACACACCUGCUGGCAGGUGUUUGUGUGUAACAGUGCCAAGUACAGUGACCUGGGCCAACCCUUCGGCUACUUAAAGGCCAGCACAGCCCUCAACUGUGUCAACCUGUUUGUGAUGCCCUACAACUACCCUGUUCUUCUGCCACUUCUGGACGAUUUGAUCAAAGUGCACAAGUUUAAGCCAACCAUCAAAUGGCGGCAGUCCUUUGAGAACUACCUGAAGACUAUGCCUCCAUAUUAUAUUGGGUCUGUGAGGAAAGCCCUAAGAAUCAUGGGAGCACCAAACCUGCUGGCUGAAAACAUGGAGUACGGCCUGAGCUACAGCGUGGUCUCGUACCUGAAGAAGCUCAGUCAGCAGACAAAAAUCGAGUACGACCGUCUGAUUGCCUCGAUUGGUAAAAAGCAACCACCAGAGGCCGGCAUCAAGGUGCGUUGGCGGGGCGGUGGUAUAUCUCUGGCCCAGCGCAGGAACUUCAUCCACCAGCUGCUGAAUCUCUCAGGAGAAAGCCCGACUCUGCCCAUGGAGCUCAACACCAAAGAGUUUCAAGGUUUUCAUCUGGCUCUGCUCAACAAGGGCCUGAAGCCUCAGAGCUUUAGGAAUCCCUACGACGUCCCCCGCAGCCACCUGCUGGACCACCUGAGCCGGAUGAGGAGGAAUCUGCUCAACACCAGUGUCUGUUCUCUCAGAGGGCAAGACUCGGACCAGCUCCACAGCGUGCCAAUCGCCCAAAUGGGCAACUACCAGGACUUCCUCAAAGCUGCCCCUCAGCCGCUUCGAGAUGCAGACCCCGAGCAGCCCAAACGCCUGCACACAUUCGGAAACCCCUUCAAACUAGACAAGAAGGGUAUGAUGAUCGACGAGGCAGACGAGUUUGUGACGGGCCCUCAGAACAAAGGGAAGAGACCAGGAGACAGUAGCAACAUGCAGGGUGGAGGCCCCAAGAGACGGCGCUGCAUGUCGCCUCUGCUUCGUCUGGGUAGAGCUUACACGCCUCCAGUAUCGCCACCCGCCAGCCCUCGAGCUACAGCAGACAUGGACAUGAAUGAUGGAGCACCUGAACCAGACCUGAUCAUCAACCACCUGGAUCAGAACCAUUACAGCUCAGACAGUAGCUUGGACUCAGAGGUGGAUCAGCUGUUAGGGUCGAGCAACCACCAAGAGAACCACACGGGCCUGGAACCCCAGGACCUCCUGCACGGAGACAAUGACGAUGACGACGACGAUGAUGACGACGACGACAACGAGAACGGCCGAUCCCCGGAUGGGGAGCUGCCGCCGGGUAGCGAGGAUGGAAUGGACAUGCUGCUGAUGGACGAACAGCCGCCUCGCUACCUGUCGCCUACAGCUCUGAAGAAGCACAUUCACGAAGAGACGACCAAGGUCAACAAUGAGCUGAGGGUCCUCAUCACUAAGGAGAUCAGGAAACCUGGCCGACACUAUGAGAAGAUCUUCCUCCUCCUGAAGCAGAUCCAGGGAACUCUGGACACUCGGCUCAUCUUUCUCCAGAACAUCAUCAAAGAGGCAGCUAGGUUCAAGAAGCGCGUUCUCAUCGAGCAGCUGGAAAACUUCCUGGAGGAGAUUCACAACAGAUCCAUGAACAUGAACCACGUGGACCCGCUCUGAGACCGAAGUGAUCCCAGACUGAACUUAUUGAUAACCCCCCCACCUCUUCCCCUCCUCCCCCCUGUGUAUAGGGGCCCCUGCGGAGACGAGACGGCAUCCAGCUCUCAGAUCUUUCACCCCUCAGGUGGACACUCUUCAUUUAUGUGUUGGUUUACACACAGUAUGAACUAGAAGCAGCGUUGACUCUGGAUGAUACAGGUGCAUUGUUCAGAUAUUAAAAAGGGGGAGAGAGAGGAAUCAUCUUUGUUGCUGCAGGUGAAGUGUUUGCCUAUGCAAUGGGAUGUUUGGCCUGUUGAACAUUCCGCCACGGUCGCUUUUCAGAACUGUGAAUUCAUCCUCAGGCGUUCCCUUUGAUUAUUCUCCUCCCCUAAAUUUGAUCUUUGGUUUUUAAGCGACAAAUGAAAGGGAAUAGUCCCUCAAGUGGGGAAGAGGAGUAAACGAGGGACAUUUCUGCAGCGCACCCUGCUCCUGGAUGAGAUGUUCAAUCCUGAUUUCUCUGUCAUAAUGUUAUAGGCCAACAAAGAAGGAAGGGGUUCACAUGUGCACGUUUUCAUCCAACUCAGGGUCAGAUGGGAUCCAGACAUAAAAAUUCGUACUUUUCUCAUCUUUUCAUUCGUUCACUUCUGUUUUCAGGUUCGGUAUUCUAUUUUUUGUGGGAGGAUGAGACUCUGUCAUCAUGUGUGACUGUUGAAAUCUAAUUUCCACACUCCGCUUACUAAAGCACUCCACUGCUGAACUCUUAAAUGGAAUUAAUAUUCAUCAUGCUUCAAUUCAGAUCUCGACUUUGUCAACUGGUGGUUUAACUAAUAGAAUGACAACUAAUAACUGAGGUGUAACGUAAGAAAGAAUAAUAAUUGUUCUUCCUCCUGAGGGAAAAAAGAUCCACUGCUUUCAGUACAUUUGCAGACAGUGAACUUAAAAAGUCCCAGGCUUUUGCAGCGCAGGUUCUGAGAGAGGGCAACACGGUAAAAAGUCAAAUAAUUGUGAAUGUUUGAACAUUAUUGGUAAUAAAUGUUGAAAUACAGGGACAAAAAGCUCAGGAACUGAUACUAAAUGCAUCACGAUCAGCAAUAACGUUGGAGCAACAUUAAUUCCUCCACUACCACCCAACUCUUACUUUAGUGUGAAACAGCUGAUGGGCAACAUCAACCAUCGUCCACUGGAGUGUUGACGAACUGAGGUCUCGGAUGCCAGCUUGUCCCAAUGUGCUGGUCGCUGCCAAAUACCGUUAGUCCCGCUCCCAGAACUCCCCGUCUCCCUGCCGUGAAUCUCAAACCGACUUCUUGUCACUUAACCGUGAAUGCACUUGUGUAAAUUUGAGAAUUUUUAUUUAAUAUAAUUUAAAAGAAAAAAAAACUACCUAUUUUUUUUUUGUUGCAGAAGAUUUUUUUUCUCUUCAGUUUUCUCAAAUAUACACAAAUAAUCUGAAGUGAGGUCAAGAGUUGAUUUCUGAUUCAGGGGGCCGCCCUUUUUCUGUUCCCUCCCCCCCCUUGGACAGGGACCAAAAUCUGCCAUACUUGUCUUUGUUUGUGAAGAGGCCGCUACCAAAAGAGUAUUUUGAAUACACUGUAAAGAUGUAAAUAACCCUAGAGUACUAUUUAAAGAGAAUGUCCUGCGUAAAAUGGCCUUUUUGUAAGUAUUUCCAUGAAUAAAGUUUCUAUUUUACACUGUGAAGGGCCAUGUAAAUAAAGUGUUAUGUAUA